AUUCUGCCACACUGCUAGAGCAGGACACAGAUGUGUCAUCUCCACCCCUGCCACAGCAUAGGGGCCCAGAGUCCCUGCCUGUCUCAGACCAUCCGUGUGACAGUGGGAGACUGUCUGUCAUGAUCCUGGGACUCUCCUUGUGUGCAGGAGUCAACAGAACCUCCAAGGGCAGAAGUCUCAUCGGGAAAGGCCUUCCGGUCACCAAGAAAGGAGCCACGGUGGCCCCAGGCUUUGCAGUGGACGAGAUCUCCGCGUCCAUCCUCACCGGGAAGCUGACCACCGUCUUCCUCCCGGCUGUCUACACAAUUGUGUUUGUGGUUGGCUUGCCCAGCAAUGGCAUGGCGCUCUGGGUCUUCCUUUUCCGGACGAAGAAGAAGCACCCCGCCGUGAUCUACAUGGCCAACCUGGCCCUGGCGGACCUCCUGUCCGUCGUCUGGUUCCCCCUGAAAGUCGCCUACCACAUACAUGGCAACAACUGGGUCUACGGGGAUGCCCUCUGCAAGCUGCUCACCGGCUUCUUCUACGGCAACAUGUACUGCUCCAUUCUCUUCAUGACCUGCCUCAGCGUGCAGCGCUACUGGGUCAUCGUGAACCCCAUGACGCACUCCCGGAAGACGGCCAACAUUGCCAUCGCCAUCUCUGUGGGCAUCUGGCUGCUGAUCCUGCUGGUCACCAUCCCCCUGUACGUCAUGAAGCAGACCCUCUACAUCCCAGCCCUGAACAUCACCACCUGUCAUGAUGUGCUGCCCGAGGAGGUGCUGGUGGGGGACAUGUUCAGUUACUUCCUCUCCCUGGCCAUUGGCGUCUUCCUGUUCCCAGCGCUCCUCACGGCGGCCUCCUAUGUGCUCAUGAUCCGGGCGCUCCAGUCCUCUGCCAUGGACGAGCACUCGGCCGGGAAGAGGCACAGGGCCAUCAAGCUCAUCGUCACCGUCCUGGCCAUGUACCUCAUCUGCUUCACGCCCAGCAACCUCCUGCUCGUGGUGCACUAUUUCCUGAUCAAGAGCCGAGGCCAGAGCCACGUCUACGCCCUGUACAUCACCGCUCUCUGCCUGUCCUCCCUCAACAGCUGCAUCGACCCCUUCAUCUACUACUUCGUCUCACAGGAUUUCAGGGACCACGCCAAGAACGCCGUCCUCUGCCGCAGCGUCCGCACUGUGAAGCGGAUGCAGGUCUCCCACACCUCCACGAAGUUCUCCCGGAAGUCCAGCUCGUACUCCUCCAGUUCAACCAGUGUUAAAGCCUCCUACUGAGCUUCCCAGCCCCGCGGGCAGAAGCUCUGAGUGGGGUAUAGCAGUUCCUGGGGCGGGGCUGGUGUUUUCUGCCAUGUGGGGGUCCCAGGACUGUGGGACGGGGGUUCCUGGUAAUCCGGAAGGCAGCAUCAGAACCUGGUACUCAGGUGGUGCAGAAACUGAUCUGAGCAAAGCAGACUUUUUAGGUGGUGAGGAGACAGAAACCUGUCAUGCAGACACUGCACUGGUGUCUGGCUGGAAGUGACUGUUCUCAAUCUGGGGUGUGUGCGAGAGCCUCAGUCCAAGUGACCAGCUUUCCGAUGGGGAAGUGAACUCGGGGAGUCAGAAGCCCGGCCAAUGCAGGGAGCUGCGGCAGCGGUGCCCGCGGGUUCAGCAAGUGGCUCUGGAUUCUUCAUCACAGUCGGUGAGGGCCAUGCUAAAAGCAGGCUCCCAGGGUGGGCGAGGAGAGCUCAGUCCACAGAGCCGCACACGAAGGCGGAGAACCUUCGGCCCCAGAGCUUUUCCAUGUGACAAAGUGCACCGUGGCUUUGGAAGAAAAAAGCUGAGAAGACUGUUUUAUGUCUCGUACUGUUCUGCUUGUAAUGAAAUUCAUUGUUGCUGUACUAGGACUUUCAAUUAUUUCCUUUUCUUUGGUGAGUGACUGUGUGUGUGUGUGUGUGUGUGUGUGUGUGUGUGUACUGGGAAUCGAACUCAGGACCUCAAGCUUGCCAGGCAGGCACUGUGCUGCUGAUCUGCAUCCCUGGCACCGCAACUAUUUCUUUAUUAUCCCUUUUUGCCUUGAUAUGUGUCAUUAUCCCAGGAAAAUACAAUGUGGAUCUUCAACAUGGAAAUCAACUUUGUUAUAAGACCUUAUUGACCACAGUCUGAGUAAUAUAGACUUAGCUUUAUAACUAAGAGGAACAUUUACCACUCAGUAUUUUUAAAAGUGAGUGUUGGCAUAUUUAUUGUCAAGUUUUGUUCACUUGUUAUCAAAUAGGAAAUUACUGAGCUUUUGCAGGGCUAGAGCCGAAUUUGUUUGGGAGAUGGACUAGGCUUGCGAUGUGCGUAAGGGGGACUGGACUCCAAAGUGACCGUGUACCUGCUGUAUUUGUGACUUUUAAAAACUAUUUUAUUGUAUGCGUGGUUUAUAAACAAUACAUUGCCUUUUUUACUGCU
This is a messenger RNA of Chinchilla lanigera (long-tailed chinchilla), 2405 nucleotides long. RefSeq names its product coagulation factor II (thrombin) receptor-like 1 (gene F2rl1). Gene Ontology annotation, molecular function: thrombin-activated receptor activity. NCBI's taxonomy places the organism in Eukaryota, Metazoa, Chordata, Mammalia, Rodentia, Chinchillidae. The transcript is spliced from 2 exons. Gene Ontology annotation, cellular component: membrane. Gene Ontology annotation, biological process: phospholipase C-activating G protein-coupled receptor signaling pathway; blood coagulation; thrombin-activated receptor signaling pathway. The record is from RefSeq and is a predicted model, not a curated record. The coding region runs from base 120 to 1250 and encodes 376 amino acids.